Messenger RNA from Penicillium cosmopolitanum, 933 nucleotides. RefSeq lists its product as uncharacterized. The record is from RefSeq and is a predicted model, not a curated record. The transcript has a single exon. The coding region runs from base 1 to 933 and encodes 310 amino acids. NCBI's taxonomy places the organism in Eukaryota, Fungi, Ascomycota, Eurotiomycetes, Eurotiales, Aspergillaceae.
AUGGAGGACGAAAUAAGAAACCGUCACGAAAUGAAACUCCUCGCCCAAGAAGGCAAACCCUCCAUCACAAACUACACCUACAACCCCACCAACUUCACCCUCCCAGCCUACCUCCAAGUCCCAAUGGAAUUGAACCUCGCCCAAUCCAACCUCCACCAAGCCGCCUACAACGCAAUCCGAGGAAUGAAAGAAAUCAUGCACUUCCGCGACUACCGCUUCAGCUUCCUCUGCCCCCAAACCCCCAAAUCAGACUGGACAAUCCACUGCAUGUCAAUGCAACGACUCAGAGAGUGGCAGAAAUAUACCUACCCACCACCACCAACCAAUCCAGGACUAGUACGUAACGACUUCACUCUUGCCCCACGGCCCAGAUUGCCCAAGGAGGCAAUUUGCAUCCGUCUUGACUCGAAGUAUUAUGGCCGUUUUGUGUCGUCGUAUGUCAACUUUUUGGAUGACUUUUUUCAUGGAGCUUGGACUGAGUACAUGAAGUGGAAGCAUGAGGUUGAGAGCCUUGCUGCUCAUGUGCUUAGCGAGUUUGUUUAUCAUGAGUGGCGGUAUUGGUGGGAUACGGAGUUUUGCAUUAAUAUGCGUAAGUGGGAAGGUUGUUGUGCCUUGUUGCCCAUGCCCCUGUGGGAGGAUGUUAUCGAUGAACUUUAUCUCAUGAUUGUCGAUCGGGUCGAGGAGCCUGAUCAGAUUGCCUCGUCCCUCUGGCGUAUUGGCGGCCGUUACGGCCAAGAAAGUCUCGUCAAGAUCGAGUCUCGGUCUGGUGCGUCUCUCUUUAUGGGGCUGGAUGUGGUCAAUGACGUGGAUACUGAGGUCAAUGUUUACCUUGCCCCGGAUGCUAGCCAUCCUACCCGAGGAGUGGAUGAGGGGGAUGAGGAGAUUCAUGUUUGUCUGGAUGUCCGAACUAUCGACUUUGCUCUCCGGGUCUAG